Messenger RNA from Haliaeetus leucocephalus (bald eagle), 1429 nucleotides. RefSeq names its product CD59 molecule, complement regulatory protein (gene CD59). NCBI's taxonomy places the organism in Eukaryota, Metazoa, Chordata, Aves, Accipitriformes, Accipitridae. The record is from RefSeq and is a predicted model, not a curated record. The coding region runs from base 372 to 1031 and encodes 219 amino acids. The transcript is spliced from 4 exons.
CAGACAGGAGAAAAAGUUAGUGGUUUGGUUUUGGUUUUGGGGUGAGUUUUUUUUUGUGAAUUGGGUCAUUUUUGUCAGUAGAAAAGUGAACUAGACCUAAGGUUGAAAAGGAUUUCAGUAUUGUUUUAUUAUGAAAUCAUCUUUUCAAGUCCACAGUCGGUCUUCUGGGAGGAAAAAACUCCAUCUCAACAUGAUUAUGGUCUGCCACGCUAGACUCUUAGCUGCAUAUAGAAAUAGCUUCAGGCAGUAUUAACAGGGUCAAGAGCAGCAAUGUAACUGUUUCCCUGCAGUCUUAUCAUAAGUGAAACUUGUUAUCUGAAUGCCUUUAAUUUUUUGGGACUUGCAAUCCCACUUGAGCUUUGAAGACAAACAUGAAAUCAUGCCCUCCUAGCGCAAGUACGGCCCCUCUCUCCCUCUCUCCCCCUUGUAUCUGCUUGAUACUGAGUCUGAGUAGCCUACUGUCUGCAAUAGCAGAGAUUUUUUUAGUAGUAGAUAUUACUGUUUGUAGUUCAGAACCUGUGUGCAGAAGUCUAACGACUCCUGCCUUGGAGUUGUCUACGUUAAAAAACAAUCCUGACCUUCCUAGCUCACUGCUACCUGCGGAAUACAGGGAUCGUGGAGGACUCGAGCCAUCGCUGCAGUCACACGGUGGGUUAUUGCAGGCAAGAAGCAUGAUCAAGAUGAACUGCGUCAUAUUAACUGCCUGCAUUGUUCUGGUUGCUUUUUGUAGUUGCGGUUAUGCUCUAAGGUGCUACCACUGCGAGAACAGCCCUUCCUUGUGCAAGACCAAUAGUACUUGCUUAGCGUCUGAAGAUACUUGCUUGCAGAUGAAAUUUGGUAAAUUGAGAACUUUCGCCUGCUGGAAGGCAUCCCAGUGCAGUGUGAAUGAUAUUGCUGAAUUCUUCCAGUUGGAUAAUUUUGAAUUCUUUUGCUGCCAACAUGACUUGUGCAAUGAGAGCACAAUUACUAGGGUUAACAAAGCAGCCUUCAGUAUUGCCUCUGUAAUGACCAUGUUAUGGAUGCUUCUGUAAUAAUCCUGAUUUGUAUGCCGUAUUUUCAAGCUGAAGUUAUACAAAAUCAUUAAUGCUCUUCUGAAUUGUACUUCUCGCAUUUUCAGUUCCUAAUAGUGGGCAGAAACGUUACCUUUUAGUUUUAAAUUCUGUUUCCUGAGGUUCCAUCUGUUAAAUCACUGUCUCCAUUCACGGGAAGGAGAUGUAUAUUGUUAACAGUUAUAGGGAAUUUGUGUAUUUUGGCCUGCCUUCUUCAUGGGGAAAAUAACUUGUUAGGAAGUAGUGUCAUCUUGUGGAGAACCUGGGCAAAGUUCAGUGGGUGAUGUGAAAGGGAAGGAAUACUAUAGGUUUUAUGCUGGAAAGGUAUAAUUUCUUAAAAUUGUAAUUAUUUUUGUUGGGAUUUUGGGGGUGGGUUUUUU